This is a messenger RNA of Coregonus sp. 'balchen', 19286 nucleotides long. The record is from the annotation of a GenBank genome assembly. Lineage: Eukaryota; Metazoa; Chordata; Actinopteri; Salmoniformes; Salmonidae.
AGUGUUAGUGGGGAGAGUUCUCUGGAGCUGGAUCCCGGUCUCCUGGAGGACUCAGUCCUCACUGAGCAACAGAAGCUACGCCAUGUGUUGGACUGGGCUAAGAGUUUCCUUGGGACAAGUCAGGAUGGGCACAAUCUCAGCAGACCAACGAGAGCUGCACCUACCUCCCCGUGUUUGUACUCUACUUCAGCUGCACCUCGAUUCGAGGUUAGUGGAAGAGCUGCUGUCUCGAUCCUUGGAACCUUUCACAAUCUUGUCAGAAGCAGAAGUGUGAGAGAAAAUAUGGUGGACAAAUCAGAGCCUCUGACUGGGCUUCCAUACACCACCCCACUGCCCUGCCACGCUCUCUCCCACACCCCAGGUGGUCGUGUGUUUUCUGGGCCUGAGUUUAGAGAGAGCCCUGGGCACAAGGAGCUGGUCCUGUCCUCUGGGCCAAAAGAGGAUACCAAUGACCAACCACGUUUCCUUGGUCUAGACAACCCUCAGGCAGAACAGACUAUCCACAAACCAAUAGCUCCUCAUCCUGUGGCGAGAGAUGGCGUUUCCAUCAGUGGGAGCCUAAGAGACAGAGACAGUACCGUUACAACUUGUUGCUCCUCAGUGGAAACUAUCCAAUGGUUGCCUGGGUAUGGUCCUUUAUCCAGAUCCCGUGACCUCAUAUCAAGCGAUGGGGGUUGUGGAGAGAGAGAGGACAGAGUUUUGGGAAUGCAGGAACACGAAGAGGAGAAGGCGGUGGCGGAGGAGGAGGACCCAAAAACAGGCCUUGAGGGAACCAGUAGUAUCAUACCUUAUGGAUCCUCUAGAGUCGCACUCGAGGGUGAACGUCUAGAUUGGGGAGCCAACGGCCGGGCGUCAGAGGGCCUGAGUGUGUAUGAGGAGUAUCUGCUGUGUGUGUCCCGUUUGGAUCACCUCAGAACGGAGCAGAACCAAGCACCUGCGGACCUCAUGACCCUACCUGCUGACGUCAUGACCCUAUCUGCUGACGUCAUGACCCUACCCGUUGAUGUCAUGACCCUCCCUGCUGAUGUCAUGACCCUACCUGCUGACGUCAUGACCCUACCUGCUGACGUCAUGACCCUAUCUGCUGACGUCAUGACCCUCCCUGCUGACGUCAUGACCCUAUCUGCUGACGUCAUGACCCUCCCUGCUGAUGUCAUGACCCUAUCUGCUGACGUCAUGACCCUACCUGCAGACAUCAUGACCCUACCUGCUGAUGUAAUGACCCUCCCUGCUGAUGUCAUGACCCUACCUGCGGAUGUCAUGACCCUACCUGCUGACCAAAGGGCUGACCCCUCUGAGCGACCCCUGAGUACUCCUGCUGAGCUGGUGGUUGCUAAGCAACAUGUCCAUCAGGACAUCCACAAUGAGGGGAGACGUGCACCAUUGAAGAGUUCAGAAGUGAAGAACGGCAGAGGUAUCUCUAAUAGAGGACCAACAUCCUAUUCAGACAUUAUAUAAAACAGCAUACAUACUUUACCUACCGAUGACGUACACACUCAUUACAUACAGCUCUUUGCAAUGUAAAGAGACUCUGCCAUAAUGUUUCUGGGUGUGUGUUGUUUGUUUGUCUUUGGUCAGUGUUGCAGCCCAAGAGCAGCGGAGGUCAACCUGGUGUCAGGGGUCAGGCUCGUGUCAGAGGUUGCGGUCAUUCCUGGAGGUUCUGGGAAAGGUCAAGCCUCUCCUGGUCAUCCUUCACUCACGGAGAAGUGCUGCCACGGUAACAUCUAUCAUGAGAAAUGCUGCCACGGUAACGUCUAUCAUGAGAAGUGCUGCCACGGUAACAUCUAUCAUGAGAAGAGCAGCCACGGUAACAUCUAAACAUCUAUCAUGAGAAGUGCUGCCGUGGUAACAUUUAUCAUGAGAAGUGCUGCCACGGUAACAUCUAUCAUGAGAAGUGCUGCCACGGUAACAUUUAUCAUGAGAAGUGCUGCCACGGUAACAUCUUUCAUGAGUUACUAGUCUACUUACGUCUAUAUGGUGGGCCUCUGUAGCUCAGUUGGUAGAGUAUGGCUCUUGCAACGCCAGGACAGCUAAAAGAUGGCGCAGUACUGGACGGAAAAGAAAGACAUUUUACUGUACUUGUGCAUGUGAUUCCCGGGACCACCAUACGUAAACAAAAAUGUACGCACACAUGACUGUAAGUCGCCUUGGAGAAAAAUGUCUGCGAAAUGGCAUAACAAUUGUAUGUUUUUUAUUUUAUUCUAGUGAGUACUGGCACCUUUUUCGUUCCACUAAGACCACUGGAGGCUGCCCUGUGGCAAGUGUCACACUCAUAGGGAGUCACACUGCCCUCUGUAGUCUAUCAGCAGGACUGCACCUGCACACAGAAAGACAGCAGCGUGGGUGUAUUCAUUAGUGCACAACAUAGCAAACAGACAAUGUUCUGCAGCGAUAACGGGCAUUUCUUAUUGGACAAGUUCAGGUUAGUCCCUCCCCCCUUUUGGCCCAUUUGCUUCCAUUUGGUUCCUAGUGAAUACACCCAUAGCCUGACCUCUAGAGAUACUGCAGCCAGACAGAUUAGAUGAACUGUCACUGACAUCGCCCUCCAUUGGCUGCAGGUCCCAGCUCCCCAGUAGACCCCACUCAACAGGUGUAGUGUCUAAAUGGACGUCCCCAACUGAACAUUCCUGCUCUGGACCCAGACCACCAACAGCACUUCAACUCCCUCUGGGUGAGCACAGCAGAGACAACUCAUACACUAGAUUACUAUAUGUCCACUGAUUCACAUUAUAAUGUAUGUGGAAACACUUUAUACUAUAUCAAAUCUUAGUUUAUAGAUACUUUUUUUAUCUGUAGUAUACAGUUAACUCAUAAGUUAAAUAAUCACUGGUUCAUAAACAAUCUAUAAAUGAAUAAACAGUCUAUAAACUAGUCUAACUAAACCCUUUAUCAAGUAUAAAGUGUCAUUACCACAGUAAUUAAUAAACAAGUUAAUUAAACCAGUAUUGUUAUAACUCCAAGUAGUCACCAAUUAUUACAGAACCCAGUUUCUUAGAGAGCAAAGUUAUACAAGAAUCCAGAAUACAGUACACAAAAGGUUGAAGAAGUCACAUAAUGCAUCAUUUGUUUUUUGGGGAAAUCCAAGAUCUUGGUUUGAAAUUAAUUUAGCCCCUCACAACCUCGCAAUAGUCAUAAGACUUCACGGAUUUAGACAGAAUGAGAGCGAGAUUACACUCGCACUCGCACUCGCACACACACACACACACACACACACACACACACACACACACACACACACACACACACACACACACACACACACACACACACACACAUACUUAUACACACACAUACACACACACAGACACACACACACAUACAAACACAGACACACACACAUACACACACACAGACACAUACACACACAGUCUUGUACAGCUAACCUUGUGGGGACAAACAAUUCAGUCCCAUUCAAAAUCCUAUUUUCCCUAACCCCUAGCCAUAACCCAUACUCUUACCCUUACCCUAACCUUAACCCUAACCUUAACCCAAAAACCUAACCUUAACCCUAACCCUAAACCUAAACCUAACCCUAGCUCCUAACCAUAACCCUAAAGCUAACCCUAGCUCCUAAUCCUAACCCUUAACGUAAUUCUAACACUAAUUCUAACCUUAACCCUAAACCCCCUAGAAAUUGCAUCUGACCCCAUUGGGACCAACAAAAUGUCCCCAGUUGGUCAAAUGUUUGUUCGUUUACUAUUCUCGUGGGGACUUCUGGUUCUACAAUAAUAGUUAAACACGUCCACACACACACACACACACACACAGACAGACACACACACACACACACACACACACACAGACAGACACACAGACACAGACACACAGACAGACAGACACACACACAGACAGACAGACAGACAGACAGACAGACAGACAGACACACACACACAGACAUAGACACACACACACACACACACACACACAGACACAGACACAGAUACACAGACACAGACACAUAGACACACACAGACAGACAGACAGACAGACAUAUACACACAGACACACACACAGACACACACACUAACUGUUACAGGUUUAGGUUUUUUCCAUGUAUGUUUAGAGGUUGUUCUUCAGCACGUAUAGCUCGUUAGCACGUAGGGCACACUGAUUGGUGUCACCUUGUUAGUCAGUAUGUUUGACACCUGUCCUGGUUGCCAUCGCUUUAGUGGGAAGGUGUUUCACCUGUGCUGGCCCAGGUGCUAUUUAAGACUGGCUGGCCCAGUGCUCCAGUUGUCUUGCGAGAUGUGGAGGGUCAACCACUAGUUGGCGCUCCCUAUUCCUAGACAAACAAAUCCUUUAUCUGUUUUCAUUUUGCUCCACUUUUUGGUUUACUUCCUGUCUUUAAGUUUGGUCUGGGGUUUUUCCUUUUGUUUGCCUCUUCUUGGACAAGUUUAGUGGGCGCUCAUGGUGGGUGUCUUUUAGGUUCCAGUUGUUGUUGCUAGUCAACUUUCAGUGGACACCCCCACAAGUGUCUUUCAGAACCCCUCCUAAAACCCCACCUGUUUCAUUUUGGUUGUUGUUCAGUGACUAUUUGUUAGUUCCCCCUUCUGUUUGAGAUUUUCUUGCUGGGGAAAAUAACACUAACACAGACACACACAAACACACAAACACAGCGACACAAAUACUAACACACACACACAAAUCUCCACACAUUAAAAAAAUCAAAUAAUAAUAACUGGUAUGAUGUUUUGUAUCUGUAUCACACAUGCCUGAUUUAAAGCAUUUUGUAUAUCUUUAGGCACUGCUGUGAAUACCAAUGCAACCAAUAUUCCUGUGACCAGGGCUCUCAAACUGGCAGUAAGAUGCAUUUCUAUCCUUCAAAGUACUGUAUUUCAUUUCUGACCACUAAACAGUCAAACAGCUGAGCACUGGUUAUGUACAGUACCAGUCAAAAGUUUGGACACACCUACUCAUUCAAGAGUUUUUGUUUAUUUUUUACUAUUUUCUACAUUGUAGAAUAAUAGUGAAGACAUCAAAACUAUGAAAUAACACAUAUGGAAUCAUGUUGUCACCAAAAAAGUGUUAAACAAAUCAAAUUUUAUUUUAUAUUUUAGAUAAUUCAAAGUAGCCAACCUUUGCCUUGAUGACAGCUUUGCACACUCUUGGCAUUCUCUCAACCAGAUUCAUGAGGAAUGUUUUUCCAACAGUCUUGAAGGAGUUCCCACAUAUGCUGAGCACUUGUUGGCUGCUUUUCCUUCACUCUGCGGUCCGACUCAUCCCAAAACAUCUCAGUUGGGCUCCCGAGUGGCGCAGUGGUCUAAGGCACUGCAUCUCAGUGCUUGAGGCGUCACUACAGACUCCCUGGUUCGAUUCCAGGCUGUAUCACAACCGGCCGUGAAUGGGAGUCCCAUAGGGCGUCGUCCGGGUUUGGCCGACGUAGGCUGUCAUUGUAAAUAAGAAUUUGUUCUUAACUGACUUGCCUAGUUAAAUAAAGGUAAAAUAAAAUUGGGUUGAGGUCGGGUGAUUGUGGAGGCUAGGUCAUCUGAUGCAGCACCGUCACUCUCCUUCUUGGUAAAAUAGCCCUUACACAGCCUGGAGGUGUGUUGGGUCAUUGUCCUGUUGAAAAACAAAUUAUAGUCCCACUAAGCGCAAACCAGAUGGGAUGGCGUAUCGCUGCAGAAUGCUGUGGUAGCCAUGCUGGUUAAGUGUGCCUUGAAUUCUAAAUAAAUCACUGACAGUGUCACCAGCAAAGCACCCCCACACCAUCACACCUCCUCCUCCAUGCUUCACGGUGGGAACCACACAUGCGGAGAUCAUCCGUUCACCUACUCUGCGUCUGACAAAGACACGGCGGUUGGAACCAAAAAUCUCAUAUUUGGACUCAUCAGACCAAAGGACAGAUUUCCACCGGUCUAAUGUCCAUUGCUCGUGUUUCUUGGCCCAAGCAAGUCUCUUCUUCUUCUUGGUGUCCUUUAGUAGUGUUUUCUUUGCAGCAAUCCGACCAUGAAGGCCUGAUUCACGCAGUCUCCUCUAAACAGUUGAUGUUGAGAUGUGUCUGUUACUUGAACUCUGUGAAGCAUUUAUUUGGGCUGCAAUCUGAGGUGCAGUUAACUCUAAUGAAUUUAUCCUCUGCAGCAAAGGUAACUCUGGGUCUUCCUUUCCUGUGGCAGUCCUCAUGUCGUUUCUCUUUGCUUAUUUGAGCUGUUCUUGCCAUAAAAUGCACUUGGUCUUUUACUAAAUAGGACUAUCUUCUGUAUACCACCCCUGCCUUGUCACAACACAGCUGAUUGGCUCAAACGCAUUAAGAAAGAAAGAAAGAAAUUCCACAAAUUAACUUUUAACAAGGCACACCUGUUAAUUGAAAUGCAUUCCAGGUGACUACCCCAUGAAGCUGGUUGAGAGAAUGUCAAGAGUGUGAAAAGCUGUCAUCAACACUUUUUUUGGUUGCUACAUGAUUCCAUAUGUGUUAUUUCAUAGUUUUGAUGUCUUCACUAUUAUUCUACAAUGUAGAAAAUAGUCAAAAUAAAGAAAAGCCCUUGCAUGAGUAGGUGUGUCCAAACUUUUGACUGUAAGUCUGGGUUGUGUGUGUUGAGUGUAGUGUACUGGUGUGUGCGUUGAGUAAUCAGUAGAAUCCACUCUCUCCCCCCAGCCUGUAGGGGGCUGUGUACAGUGGCUGUCUCUCCCUGAUGAGGUAUGGGUGUCCAUACUGUCACUCCUGCCACACAGAGAUCUGUCUACAGUGGCUCAGGUCUGCCUCCACCUAUUCCGACUGGCCAAUGACCACACACUAUGUAAGUCUCUGAGGAAGUGAAUUAACAAGUGAGUGAGGUGUGUGUGUCUUCCUCUGUCCCCAGCUGUCCCCUAGUAAGACUCCCUGGAGAAACAGGAGUUAACCAGAGCUGUGACAUCACACACACACAACAGUAUACCCAUGAGCGUAAAUCAAAGUAAAAAUGUUUAAUUCUUUCAAACUGUAUUUCUCUUUAGGGCAGGUUGUUAGUGUGGAGAACAGCUCAUCUUUAACUGACCAAUGGCUGAGCAGUGUGGGCGGGCGUAAUCCUCGAAACCUAACUAUCUACAGGUGCAGCGGACUGUCAAUCACCCCGGGCGGGCUAGAGGAGUUUUUCAAACUAAGUCAAGCCUCUCUGGAGGUAGAGUUAACCCGUCACCUACAGUACCAACUUAGUGCACUACUGUGUUGUACAGAAAGAGAUCUAGAACUGUAAUAAUGUGAAGGAAACAAAAACACUGUUGUUUUCGGCCAGUUGUGAGACCUGUUCAUUGGCUACAGGAGCUGAGUGUGACAAGCUGCAGUGGGCCUGGUCUCCAUGGUGACCUGGUGCUGACUCUGAGUGCUCAACACUGUGAUCACAUGACACGUGUGGACGUCAGCUGGAGCGGAGCGACUGACACGGGCAUCAAAGCACUGACUGACACCUGCCAUCGGUAGGCCGUAGUGCCAUUAACAUCACUAAUACAUGGUUCAUGUAAAAAUGAUCACAUUUGGUGAUAUCACAGUUUGAUGUUGUUACAUAAUGAUAUGCGUUUAACAGGGCUUUCAGAUAACAUAAAUAACAUGGCUUAUGACUCUGUCUGCAGACUGAAGACUGUUGUUCUCAAUGGUUGCCAAGUUACAGAUGAAGCCUUGAAUGCCCUCCUCAUAAGAUGUAGAGACAGGUGAGUUGCAAUAUAGUGUGGAAAAGGAUUUUGUACUUUGAUGUGUGUUUGUGUGUGUGCGUGUGGUAACUUGUAUCUUAGUUUAUUGUAAUGUGUGUGUACCAGUCUGCGCAGGUUGGAGGUGUUUGGCUGCCUGUCUAUCAGUCCCUCCUGUCUGAACACAGUGUCAGAGUUGUGUCCUGGGCUGGAGACUCUGAACAUCGGCCAGAUCCCUAAGGUCACUCACCCUUGUCUGACCCUGGUGACGUCACGACUCAAACGCCUUCACUCCCUUAACCUGACUGGACUGCACGCAGUAAGUGUGUGUGUGUGUGUGUGUGUGUGUGUGUGUGUGUGUGUGUGUGUGUGUGUGUGUGUGUGUGUAUGUGCAUUUGUAUGUGUGUGUGUGUGUGUGUGUGUGUGUGUGCAUUUGGUGCUUAGUAGUCAUUGAUGUUCAUCCCACCUAUUCUGUAUAGGUGAGUGAUCAGACAGUUCACCGGGUCCUCCUGCAGUGCCCUGACCUCCAGAGUCUGACCCUCAGCUCCUGCCCUGGAGUCACUGACAUGAGCCUGCACAAGAUCAGCACCCAUGCCCCCCGCAUCAGGUAUGCUACUGUAUAUACUCACACAGUCAGCCUGUAAGUCAGUCACUCAUUCACUCAGUCAUUCGCUCUUGUUUCACCCGCGCGUGUGUGUGUGUGUGUGUGUGUGUGGUGUGUGUAUGCAUGUCUGUGUGUAUAUGUAUGUGUGUGUGUGUGUGUGUGUGUGUGUGUGUGUGUGUGUGUGUGUGUGUGUGUGUGUGUGUGUGUGUGUGUGUGUGUGUGUGUGUGUGUGUGUGUGUGUCAGGUUGUUGGAUGUGAGUGGCUGCAGUAAGGUGAGUGAUGCUGGUGUUAAGGCUGUAGCUGUGGCCUGUCGACGCCUGCAGCACCUGGACCUGAGCUCCACCGCCACCGGGAACAGAGGGUAGGUUAAUGGACCUGAGCUCCACCACCACAGGGAACAGAGGGUAGGUUAAUGGACCUGAGCUCCACCGCCACAGGGAACAGAGGGUAGUUAAUGGACCUGAGCUCCACCCACACCGAGAACAGAGGGUAGGUUAAUGGACCUGAGCUCCACCACCACAGGGAACAGAGGGUAGGUUAAUGGACCUGAGCUCCACCGCCACAGGGAACAGAGGGUAGUUAAUGGACCUGAGCUCCACCCACACCGAGAACAGAGGAUAGGUUAAUGACUCUGAGCUCCACCCCCACAGGGAACAGAGGGUAGGCUACACUAUCGGUACAUCUUAAAUGGCACUCUAUUCCAUUUAUAGUGCACUACUUUUAUAAUGUGUUUAUUAGGAUCCCCAUUAGCUUUUGCAGAAGCAGCAGCUACUCUUCCUGGGGUCAAUAGGGUUCUGGUAGUGCACUAUAUAGGGAAUAUGGUGCCAUUUGGGACAGAGACUAUGUUACAGGGACACUAUAAUACAUUACAUACAUCACAUACCCUGACUCAACCUGCACGUUAACUGGUUGCCGUAACUUUGUUAACACACAACAAAUUCCUUUUGUUGAUUGGAUUCUUCCAUUCAUCAGUACACUAUAAAAGGGAUUGGUCACUCACUAGCAACAAACUACUAGAUACUUUAAUGACCGCACAGUGGUCACUGUAACAGUUUGUUUGUUUGUUGACCACACUGCUUUAAAACAAUGAUUAAACUCUGACCACUGCUUUUAGCUUAGAGGCUUCACCAAUACAUCAUGACCGCCCGAUGAUCACAUGACCACGCACUUUAACUACACUGCCCACUCUGCACUCAUCCAUGACCGUAACCACUCCAUCAGGGCUCUAUGGGUACAGGAAGGUCACUGAGGUCACUCAUUAUCCGAGCACAGAGAGCAUCACCAUGGUCACUGGCCACACAGCUUGGCCUCUGAACCGUGACGUAUCUGUAUGCCAGGAGAACUCUUCCCUGCUGCCCAGCAACCACACCUUCACCAUGGUGAAAGAGUUAGAGACAACAUACACACAUACAGAACAUACACAUCUACAAAGGUAUGCACGCACGCACACACACACAGAUGGUGCUGACAGACAUGGCAGCUCUGCUUCUAGCUCCUAAGCAACUUUGCAGUAUUUCGUUUUUUUUGUGUGUAAUUUGUUACAUUAUUAGCCCAGCACGUUUUUUGUGUUAUUACAUACAGCCGGAAAUAACUUUUGGAUAUCAGAGUGGCGGUAACUCACCAGCAUUACGACCAGGAAUACGACUUUCCUGAAUUGGAUUCUUUGUUCGUACCCCAAGGGCAAUUUAACUUAUCCCAGAGGCUGCUCCAAGACAGCGCCGGCGAAGAAGACAUAUUCGGAGUUGUCACGUCCUAGACACCUGUCCACCUCGGGGACGGCCAGGAGGACGCAGAGCAGGGCGAGUUGGGUGACUCCGGUGGAACUCUGUCAACAGGGAGGGAUCUAGGAUGUCCCUCCUAGGGACCCAGCACCGUUCCUCCGGACCGUACCCUUCCCACUCCACGAGAUACUGCAGACCCCCCAUCCGACGCCUCGAAUCCACGAUGGAACGGACUGAGUACGCCGGAGCCCCUUCGAUGUCUAGUGGGGGCGGAGGGGCCUCUCGUACCUCAUUCUCCUGGAGUGGACCAGCUACCAACGGCCUGAGGAGAGACACAUGGAACGAGGGGUUAAUGCGAUAAUUAACAGGCAGCUGUAACCUAUAACAUACCUCGUUCAAUCUCCUCAGGACUUUAAAUGGCCCCACAAACCGCCGGCCCAGCUUCUAAACGUUCCAUGAACGCCCUCCACACUCUAGAGGUGAACUGGGGACCCGAUCAGACACUAUAUCCUCAGGCACCCCGUAGUGCCGGAAAACGUGAGUAAACAGGGUUUCGGCCGUUUGUAGGGCUGUAGGAAGACCUGGCAUAGGGAUGAGACGGCAGGCAUUAGAAAACCGAUCCACAACGACCAAGAUCGUGGUAUUCCCCUGGGAGGGGGGAAGGUCCAUGACAAAAUCCACCGACAGGUGAGACCACGGCCGUUGUGGAACGGGGAGAGGUUGUAACUUCCCCCUGGGCAGGUGUCUAAGCGCCUUACACUGGGCGCACACCGAGCAGGAAGAAACGUAAACUCUCACGUCCUUAGCUAAGGUGGGCCACCAGUACUUCCCGCUAAGACAGUGCACCGUCCAACCAAUACCAGGAUGACAAGAGGAGGGUGACGUGUGAGCCCAAUAAAUCAGUCGGUCACGGACCUCGAGCGGCACGUACCUCCGUCCCUCUGGACACUCUGGGGGAGAAGGGUCUGUACGUAACGCCCGCUCGAUUUCCGUGUCGACCUCCCACACCACCGGUGCCACGAGACAAGACUCCGGUAGCAUGGGAGUGGGCUCAAUGGACCUCUCCUCUGUGUCAUAUCGUCGGGACAGGGCGUCUGCCUUAACGUUCUGUGACCCGGGGAUAUACGUGAUCUUAAAGACAAACCGGGCCAGAAACAUGGCCCACCUAGCCUGACGAGGGUUCAGUCUCUUCGCUGCCCGGAUGUACUCCAGGUUACGAUGGUCAGUCAGAAUGAGAAAAGGGUGGUUAGCCCCCUCAAGCCAAUGUCUCCACACCUUCAGGGCCUGGACCACAGCUAGCAGCUCCCUGUCCCCCACGUCAUAAUUGCGCUCCGCCGGACUGAGCUUCUUAGAAUAGAAAGCACAGGGGCGGAGUUUUGGAGGCGUGCCCGAGCGCUGAGACAGUAUAGCACCGAUCCCCGCCUCGGACGCAUCCACCUCGACUUGGAACGCCAAAGAGGGAUCCAGAUGUGCCAGCACCGGAGCUGAGGUGAACAGGUCCUUCAAAUGACUAAACGCCCUGUCCGCCUCAGCCGACCAUUGCAAACGCACCGGGCCCCCCUUUAGCAGGGAGGUAAUGGGAGCCGCUACCUGUCCAAAACCCCGGAUAAACCUCCGGUAGUAAUUGGCAAAACCCAAAAACCGCUGCACCUCCUUUACUGUAGUUGGAGUUGCCAAUUACGCACGGCUGAAACGCGGUCAAUCUCCAUCUCCACCCCUGACGCAGACAACCGGUGUCCCAGGAAGGAGAUGGACUCCUGGAAAAACAGACAUUUCUCUGCCUUCACAUACAGAUCAUGCUCCAACAGUCUACCCAGCACCCGACAUACCAGGGACACAUGCUCGGUACGUGUAGCGGAGUAUAUCAGAAUGUCAUCAAUAUACACCACUACCCCCUGUCCAUGCAGAUCCCGGAAAAUCUCGUCUACAAAUGAUUGGAAGACUGAAGGAGCAUUCAUUAGACCGUAUGGCAUGACGAGGUACUCAUAGUGACCCGAGGUGGUACUGAAGGCUGUUUUCCACUCAUCUCCCUCCCGAAUGCGCACCAGGUUGUAAGCGCUCCUGAGAUCCAAUUUUGUGAAGAAGCGCGCCCCGUGUAAUGACUCCGUCAUACUAGCAAUCAGAGGGAGAGGAUAGCUGUAUUUAAUAGUGAUCUGAUUGAGACCACGGUAAUCAAUACACGGGCGUAAAUCCCCAUCCUUCUUCUUCACAAAAAAGAAACUUGAGGACGCAGGAGAAGUGGAAGGCCGUAUGUAUCCCUGUCUCAAGGAUUCGGCGACGUAUGUCUCCAUAGCAGCCGUCUCCUCCUGAGACAGAGGAUACAAAUGGCUGAGAGGGAGCGCCGCGCCAACCUGGAGGUCUAUCGCACAAUCCCCCUGUCGAUGAGGUGGUAAUUGAGUCGCCUUCUUCUUACAGAAGGCGCUUGCCAAAUCGGCAUACUCAGGAGAAAUGUGCAUUGUGGGCAUUUGGUUCGGACUCUCCACCGUCGUUGCCCCUACGGAAACACCUACACACCGCCCCACACACUGAUCAGACCAUCCCUUGAGAGCCCUCUGUUGCCAUGAAAUGUUGGGGUCAUGAGAUAUUAACCAGGGAAGUCCCAACACCACUGGAAACGCAGGAGAGUCAAUUAAAUACAACUGUAUAGUCUCCUCAUGACCCUUCUGCGUUUUCAUCUUCAGUGGCGCUGUGACCUCCCUAAUCAAUCCCGACCCCAAAGGCCGGCUAUCUAGGGCAUGGAUAGGGAAGGGCACAUCGACUGGUAAUAUAGGGAUCCCUAACUUAUAUGAGAAAUGGCGAUCAAUAUAAUUCCCAGCUGCGCCUGAAUCGACUAGCGCCUUAUGCUGGGAGUAAGAAGAAACUUCUGGAAACAUCACUUGGAUACACAUAUGAACAGCAGAGAGCUCUGGGUGAGUUGGGACCUUACUCACCGGGAAUGACUCAUCAGUGCGCUGCCUGCUGCCUCGAAUCCGAGGAGACCCUCCCCAGCACCGAACCGCCGUGUGUCCUCGGCUUCCACAGUUGGUGCAGGGGACAGCCUCCUUCCUGGCCUCCCUACUACCAGCACCCCCGAGCUCCAUAGGGCUCGGCUCGGAGGUAUUGGGGGAUGGAAUGGACGGCCCCAGCGCUGGACGUCCGCGGGUAGCCAACAGGGUAUCCAAGCGAAUCGACAUGUCCACCAGCUGAUCGAAGCUUAGGUUGGUGUCCCUGCAGGCCAGCUCUCGACAAACGUCCUCCCUCAGGCUGCAUCUGUAGUGGUCGAUGAGGGCCCUCUCAUUCCAUCCCGAAUUGGCAGCCAGAGUCCGGAAGUCCAGUGCGAAUUCCUGCGCGCUCCUCCUCCCCUGUCUGAGGUGGAAUAGACGCUCACCCGCCGCCUUCCCCUCCGGGGGAUGAUCGAACAAUGCCCUGAAGCGGCGGGUGAACUCCGCAUAGUUCACAGUAGCGGCGUCUAUCCCUCCCCACUCGGCGUUGGCCCACUCCAGUGCCUUGCCGGACAGACAGGAGAUGAGGGCGGACACGCUCUCGUAUCCCGAGGGUGCCGGGUGAAUGGUUGCCAGGUAAAGUUCCACCUGGAGCAGGAAACCCUGACACCCGGCUGCGGUGCCAUCAUAAGCCCUCGGGAGCGAGAGCCGAAUCCCACUGGACUCCGGAACGCGCUCCUCGAGUGAUCCAGUCGGUGCCGUCGCUCCUGCUGACUCCAUGGUAAGGUGUGUGAUUCUGACUGUCUGUGAGAUGCGGUAAACGAAGUCAGGCGCAGGACACAGAACUCUCGGAUACGUACUUUUAAUACGAAAAGGAUCCAAAAGGACACAGAAAAUAACUCCACGCAGGGAGGAAAUAACCCGCUCACAAAAUAGACAACCGUGAAGGGGAAAACAAUCACACACAAAGUACAGAUGAGAGACAGGGGUAAUUAUAAGGGAAACAAUUAACAUAAUGACGAACAGGUGUAAACAAUACAGACAAAACUAAACAAACACCGAUAACAUCGAACGGCAGUAGCUAGUACUCCGGGGACGACGAACGCCGAAGCCUGCCCGAGCAAGGAGGAGGAGCAGCCUCGGCAGAAUCCGUGACAGGAGUGGACUUCUAGUCCGACUCAGGAGGCAGGCACACCAUCCUCCGCUUCCAAGUAUAUAACUCGCUAAUGUUCAGUCUCUGGACAAUAAAGUAGACAAGCUCAGGGCGAGGAUCUCCUUCCAGAGAGACAUCAGGGACUGUAACAUACUCUGUUUCACAUAAUCAUGGCUCUCUCGGGAUAUACUGUCCCCGUCCAUACAGCCAGCUGGGUUCUCAGUUCAUCGCGCAGACAGGAAUAAUGAACUCUCCGGGAAGAAGAAAGGCGGGGGUGUAUGUUUCAUGAUUAACUACUCAUGGUGUGAUUGUGAUAACGUACAGGAACUCAAGUCCUUUUGUUCACACAACCUAGAAUACCUCACAAUCAAAUGCCGACCGUAUUACCUCCCAAGAGAAUUCUCUUCGGUUAUAGUCACAGCCGUGUAUAUUCCCCCUCAAGCCGAUACCACGACGGCCCUCAAGGAACUACACUGGACUUUAUGCAAACUGGAAACCACAUAUCCUGAGGCCGCUUUUAUUGUAGAUGGGGAUUUUAACAAAGCAAAUUUUUGGAAAACGCUACCGAAGUUCUAUCAACACAUUGACUGUAGUACUCGCUUUGGAAAAACAUUAGAUCACUGCUACUCGCCUUUUCAAAACGCCUACAAGGCCCUCCCCUGCCCUCCCUUCGGCAAAUCAGAUCACGACUCCAUUUUGUUCCUCCCUUCAUAUAGGCAGAAACUCAAACAGGAAGUACCCGUGCUAAGGUCUAUUCAACGCUGGUCUGAACAAUCGGAAUCCAUGCUUCAAGAUUGUUUUGAUCACGUGGACUGAGAUAUUUUCUGGGUAGCCUCAGAGAAUAACAUUGAUGUUUACACGGACACGGAAGUGUAUAGGGGAUGUUGUUCCCACGGUGUCUAUUAAAACCUACCCAAACCAGACACCGUGGAUAGAUGGCAGCAUUCGUGUAAAACUGAAAGCACGAACCACACAUAUUGUUAGAUACUACUGCACUGUUGGAGCUAGGAACACACGCAUUUUGCUACACCCGCAAUCAAAUCUGCUAAAUAUGUUUAUGUGACCAAUAACAUUUGAUUUAAUUUGACAUACACACACACACACGUGCCCACACACAGAGGGCCGUAGCCAGGGACAUUUUAAGAAAGUUAAAGUUCAUUUACUGCAUUUCUAUUCAAUUUAAAAACUCUAAAAUGCUAUUUGGAAAAAAUGACCCCAGCCAUUGUCACAUUGGUUGCUGUAGCUUCGUUCACACUACCUCAGCACCGGGAUUAAAAACUAUAAUUGAAAACGUAUGAUCUAUUAGCAGAAAAAAGUAUUUUAUUAACAAAAGGUAAACAAAUGUGCUUUCCAUAAAUAUUUUUUUUGGGCCGUUUUACAGCAAAUCUCCUACAAUUUUACACAUUUUGGCAUGACUUAUGCUUUGUUAAUAUGAUAUUUGAGAGUGACUAACAAAAUCAAUGGGACCCCCCUGGAGGUAAGGGUCCCGGGCAGUGGAAAAAAGUACUUAAUAAAAAUACUUUAAAGUAUUACAUAAGUUGUUUUUUGGGGGUAUCUGUAAUUUACUUUACCGUUUAUAUUAUGACAACUUAUACUUAUACUCCACUACAUUCCUAAAGAAAAUAAUGUACUUUUUACUCCAUACAUUUUCCCUGACACCCAAAAGUACUCGUUUACAUUUUGAAUGCUUAGCAGGACAGGAAAAUGGUCAAAUUCACACACUUAUCAAGAGAACAUCCCUGGUCAUCCCUACUGGCUCUGAUCUGGUGGACCCACUAAAUAAUAAUAAUAAAAAUAAUAUGCCAUUUAGCAGACGCUUUUAUCCAAAGCGACUUACAGUCAUGCGUGCAUACAUUUUUACGUAAUGCUUAGUUUGUAAAUUAUGUCUGAGUGUUGGAGAUAGCCCCUGGCAAUCCGUACAUUUCAAAAACAAGAAGAACGUGCCGUCUGGUUGGCUUAAUUUAAAGAAUUUGAAAUUAUUUAUACUUUUACUUUUGAUACUUAAGUACAGUGCUAUCGGAAAGAAUUCAGACCCCUUGACUUUUUCCACAUUUUGUUACGUUACAGCCUUAUUCUAAAAUGGAUUAAAUCGUUUUUUCCCCUCAUCAAUCUACACACAAUACCCCAUAAAGACAAGGCAAAAACUGUUCGUUUUUUUAAUUUUGGCACAUUUAUAAAAAUAAUGUAACUGAAAUAUGACAUUUACAUAAGUAUUCAGACCCUUUAUUCAGUACUUUGUUGAAGCACCUUUGGCAGCGAUUACAGCCUCGAGUCUUCUUGGGUAUAACGCUACAAGCUUGGCACACUUGUAUUUGGGGAGUUUACUCCCAUUCUUCUCUGCAGAUCCUCUCAAGCUCUGUUGGAAGGUUAACCUUCGCCCCAGUCUGAGGCCCUGAGCGCUCUGGAGCAGGUUUUCAUCAAUGAUCUCUCUGUACUUUGCUCCGUUCAUCUUUCCCUCGAUCCUAACUGGUCUCCCAGUCCCUGCCGUCGAAAAACAUCCCCACAUCAUGAUGCUGCCACCCCCAUGCUUCACCGUAGGGAUGUUGCCAAGUUUCCUCCAGACGUGACGCUUGGCAUUCAGGCCAAAGAGUUCAAUCUUGGUUUCAUCAGACCAGGGAAUCUUGUUUAUCAUGGUCAGUCUUUAGGUUACUUUUGGCAAACUCCAAGCGGGCUGUCAUGUGCCUUUUACUGAGGAGUGGCUUCCGUCUGGCCACUCUACCAUAAAGGCCUGAUUGGUGGAGCGCUCCUUCUGGAAGGUUCUCCCAUCUCCACAGAGGAACUCUGGAGCACUGUCAGAGUGACAAUCAGGUUCUUGGUCACCUCCCUGACCAAGGCCCUUCUUCCCUGAUUGCUCAGUUUGGCCGUGGGGCAAGAACUAGGAAUAGUCUUGGUGGUUCCAAAUUUCUUCCAUUUAGGAAUGAUGGAGGCCACUGUGUUCUUGGGGACCUUCAAUGCUGCAGACAUUUUUUGGUACCCUUCCCCAGAUCUGUGCCUCGACACAAUCCUGUCUCGGAGCUCUACAAACAAUUCCUUCGACCUCAUGGCUUGGAUUUUACUCUGACAUGCACUGUCAACUGUGGAACCUUAUAUAGACUGGUGUGUGCCUUUCCAAAUCAAGUCCAAUCAAUUGAAUCUCCAACAGGUGGACUCCAAUCAAGUUAUAGAAACAUCUCAAGGAUGUUCAAUGGAAACAGGAUGCACCUGAGCUCAAUUUCAAGUCUCAUAGCAAAGGGUCUCAUGUACUUAUGUAAAUAAGGUAUUUCUGAUUUUAUUUGUAAUACAUUUGCAAAAAUGUCUAAAAAUCUGUUUUCGCUUUGUCAUUAUGGGGUAUUGUGUGUAGAUUGAUGAGGAAAAACACAAUUUAAUCAAUUUUAGAAUAAGGCUGUAACGUAACAAAAUGUGGAAAAAGUAAAGGGGUCUGAAUACUUUCCGAAUGCACUGUAUAUUUUAGCAAUUACAUUUACUUUUGAUACUUAAGUAUAUUUAAAACCAAAUACUUUUAGACUUUUACUCAAGUAGUAUUUUACUGGGUGACUUUUACUUGAGUCAUUUUCUAUUAGGGUAUCUUUACUUUUACUGAAGUAUGACAAUUGGGCACUUUUUUUCCACCACUGGCCCCUGGGCACGUGCCCUGCAUGCCCGGUCGGUAAUUCGCCCAUGAUUACUUCAAGUUUAGAUAGCUGACUAAUUUACAAUCUUUUCUUUUUUUUUACUGAGAUGGGCUAAUUGAGUGACUGUCAGUGAGUGACAUAUAACAAGAGGAAAGCUCCUGAUGCACAACCAAGUUUCGAAAUUGAAACUUGUGUAUUCUACUAUUCUAACUCUCAACAGUAAGUUGAGAACCUGACUGAGUUCCUUAACAAAUAAUAUUGUUGUUUUUUUUUAUUACCCAGGUCCGGGCCUCUGUGUCCUCAUAGGCACACACACACCAUUUAUAGAUGUAGGAUCUUAAUUUGAGCCAGUUUGCUACAGCAGGAAAAUAAUCAUGCAGCAACAGGAAAUGUGAAUUAUUAUGUGGAUUAUAAUUAAUGGACAUUUUUGUAGGGGUUUAUACAUUUUUUGUUAGGGCAAAUCAAGUCUGAAAUUUCAUAGUGGAAAUUACAAACUUUAAAAGCCUUCUCAUGUUGAGAGCUUCAAGUUCCUUGGUGUCCACAUCACCAACAAACUACCAUGGUCCAAAUACACCAAGACAGUCGUGAAGAGGGCACGACAAAACCUCAGAUCCUCAAAAAGUUAUACAGCUGCACCAUCGAGAGCAUCUUGACUGGUUGCAUCUCUGCCUUUCAUGGCAACUGCUCGGCCUCCGACCGCAAGGCACUACAGAGGGUAGUGCGUACGGCCCAGUACAUCACUAGGGUCAAGCUUCCUGCCAUCCAGGACCUCUAUACCAGGCGGUGUCAGAGGAAGGCCCUAGAAAUUAUCAAAGACUCCAGCCACCCUAGUCAUAGACUGUUCUCUCUGCUACCGCACGGCAAGCGGUACCGGAGCACCAAGUCUAGGUCCAAAAGUUUUCUUAACAGCUUCUACCCCCAAGUCAUAAGACUCCUGAACAGCUAAUCAUGGCUACCCAGACUAUUUGCAUUGUCCCCCCCCACCCCACCCCACCCCCUCUUUUACGCUGCUGCUACUUUGUUUAUUAUCUAUGCAUAGUCACUUUAAAUCUACCCACAUGUACAUAUUACCUCAAUUACCUAAACUAACCGGUGCCCCCACACAUUGACUCUGUACCGGUACCUCCUGUAUAUAGCCUCCCUACUGUUAUUUUAUUUUACUGCUGCUCUUUAAUAAUUGUUUUAUUUUAUUUUGUACUUAUCUAUUUUUUACUUAACACUUAUUUUUCUUUAAACUGUAUUGUUGGUUAAGGGCUUGUAAGUAAGCCUUUCACUGUAAGGUCUACACCUGUUGUAUUCGGCCCAUGUGGCAAAGACAAUUUGAUUUGAUUUGAUUUUAAAAAGUCAAAAACACUACAAGUUUGCAUUUCCUGCUUUGCAACAAAAUAAUUCUCAGCAACAAAAGUUAUCAAAUUAAGAUCCUACAUCUGUACACUGCACUCACAGUCAUGCAGAAGCUUGCAGGGUUGAUUUCUAAUGCUUGCGUCUUCCAUGCUUCUGACAUUCUUGACUUCUUCUUGGCUGUGUGUGUGUGUCACUGACUGUGUGUGUAACAUGUGUGUCCCUGACAGGGUGAGCCUGUUGGCAAACUACUGCAGCACUCACCUUCACACUGUCAAACUGAGCUUCUGCCAGAUCAGCCCAGAGGCCAUCCACAACCUCAGCAGGCGGUGCAAACGG